AUGAAAUUGCAGCUCGAACAAGCUGGCUCGUCAAGUUGGCGGAUGAAAGAAGAGCCGCCACUUGAUUUCGCGGGACCAGCAACUGCUUCAUCACAGAACAGUCGACACGCCACACAACAAACCGUGGCAGCCACUCAUCCGUUUACAACGAUUUGCCAAGGAUGCCUCGAAAUCAAAAAGGAAGUGCAAGAAAUGAAGCAACACUUCGAAAGGAACAUGCAAGCACUGAUUAAUCAGGUUUGCGCAGCAACAGGAAAUGAGCCGGGAGUGCCAGCCCCGCUGCUGCAGUGGAAUCCUUGGCUGUUUCCAUCGCUGUUGCAACAAACGACUCCAAUGUUGCCACCAAAUUUGCAAGAGCAGUUGCAACUCAGCGCGAUCAAGAGGUGGAAUUCUUCGAGUAUCGAACAGAAGGCAGAUGCUAAUGGUGAUGCUCAGAUUGAUCCGGUGGGUGUGGAUAGUGGUAGCGAUGCGUGUUCAACGCCUGCUCCAGCGGCCGCCAAAAGUGUUAUCAGUAAUGCUGCCGAUAACGCAUUCGUGUCGAAGUUGGAUUCGUUGGCCUCACUAAACCCGCUGCUUUUACAACAGCACUUGCUCCAGCAGUUGGUUAUAAAUGGUCAAAGCUAUUUGGGGCAGUCACAAGCCGCGCAGAUCCAUCACAUCCAGCAGCAGCAGCAACAGCAACAACAACAGCAGCAACAGCGGCAGCAGCAACCCAAACAGGAGCAUGUCGGGUCACUGCAUCUUGGCAACACAAAUACCGCCGCUGAACAGCCUGUAUGUACUCUUUUUGCCUAUCUGAAAUAUUCCAUUUUUGGACGCGCCAACCAUCCCGAAGUGUAA
Messenger RNA from Gongylonema pulchrum, 840 nucleotides. Lineage: Eukaryota; Metazoa; Nematoda; Chromadorea; Rhabditida; Gongylonematidae. The record is from the annotation of a GenBank genome assembly.